Messenger RNA from Dama dama (fallow deer), 2435 nucleotides. RefSeq names its product prolyl 4-hydroxylase subunit beta (gene P4HB). Bases 63 to 1595 code for a protein of 510 amino acids. The transcript has 11 exons. Gene Ontology annotation, cellular component: endoplasmic reticulum; external side of plasma membrane. Lineage: Eukaryota; Metazoa; Chordata; Mammalia; Artiodactyla; Cervidae. Gene Ontology annotation, biological process: response to endoplasmic reticulum stress; protein folding. The record is from RefSeq and is a predicted model, not a curated record. Gene Ontology annotation, molecular function: protein disulfide isomerase activity.
GGGCGCGCUCUCGUGGCCUGCUGUCCUGGCGGCGCCAACUGAAGCGCCGCGCCCGUGCCGACAUGCUGCGCCGCGCUCUGCUCUGCCUGGCUCUGACCACGCUAUUCCGCGCGGAUGCCGGCGCCCCCGAUGAGGAGGACCACGUUCUGGUGCUCCAUAAGGGCAACUUCGACGAGGCGCUGGCGGCCCACAAGUACCUGCUGGUGGAGUUCUACGCCCCAUGGUGUGGCCACUGCAAGGCUCUGGCCCCAGAGUAUGCCAAAGCAGCUGGGAAGCUGAAGGCAGAAGGUUCCGAGAUCAGACUGGCCAAGGUGGAUGCCACUGAAGAGUCUGACCUGGCCCAACAGUAUGGUGUCCGAGGCUACCCUACCAUCAAGUUCUUCAAGAAUGGAGACACAGCUUCCCCCAAAGAGUACACAGCCGGCCGAGAAGCCGAUGAUAUCGUGAACUGGCUGAAGAAGCGCACUGGCCCCGCCGCCAACACGCUGUCCGACGGGGCUGCUGCAGAGGCCUUGGUGGAGUCCAGUGAGGUGGCUGUCAUUGGCUUCUUCAAGGACGUGGAGUCGGACUCUGCAAAGCAGUUCUUGCUGGCAGCAGAGGCCAUUGAUGACAUCCCCUUCGGGAUCACAUCUAACAGUGACGUGUUCUCCAAAUACCAGCUGGACAAGGAUGGGGUUGUCCUCUUUAAGAAGUUUGAUGAAGGCCGGAACAACUUUGAGGGGGAGGUCACCAAGGAGAAGCUUCUGGACUUCAUCAAGCACAACCAGUUGCCCCUGGUCAUCGAGUUCACCGAGCAGACAGCCCCGAAGAUCUUCGGAGGGGAAAUCAAGACUCACAUCCUGCUGUUCCUGCCGAAAAGCAUGUCUGACUAUGAGGGCAAGCUGAGCAACUUCAAAAAAGCGGCUGAGAGCUUCAAGGGCAAGAUCCUGUUUAUCUUCAUCGACAGCGACCACACUGACAACCAGCGCAUCCUGGAAUUCUUCGGCCUGAAGAAAGAGGAGUGCCCGGCCGUGCGCCUCAUCACGCUGGAGGAGGAGAUGACCAAAUACAAGCCAGAGUCAGAUGAGCUGACAGCAGAGAAGAUCACUGAGUUCUGUCACCGCUUCCUGGAGGGCAAGAUUAAGCCCCACCUGAUGAGCCAGGAGCUGCCUGACGACUGGGACAAGCAGCCUGUCAAAGUGCUGGUCGGAAAGAACUUUGAAGAGGUUGCUUUUGAUGAGAAGAAGAACGUCUUUGUAGAGUUCUAUGCCCCGUGGUGCGGUCACUGCAAGCAGCUGGCCCCCAUCUGGGAUAAGCUGGGAGAGACCUACAAGGACCACGAGAACAUAGUCAUUGCCAAGAUGGACUCCACGGCCAACGAGGUGGAGGCAGUGAAAGUGCACAGCUUCCCCACGCUCAAGUUCUUCCCCGCCAGCGCUGACAGGACGGUCAUUGACUACAAUGGGGAGCGGACACUGGACGGUUUUAAGAAGUUCCUGGAGAGCGGUGGCCAGGAUGGGGCCGGAGAUGACGACGAUCUAGAAGAUCUUGAAGAAGCAGAAGAACCUGAUCUGGAGGAAGAUGAUGAUCAAAAAGCUGUGAAAGAUGAACUGUAACGCAGAGAGCCAGACCUGGGCACCAAACCCGGCACCUCCCAGUGGGCUGCACACCCAGCAGCACAGCCUCCGGACGCCCGCAGACCCUCCCGGCGAGGGAGCGUCAAUCGGAAAUGCAGGGAACUUUUCUGAAGCCACACUUCACUCUAACACACGUGCAAAUCUAAACCCGUCUUCCUUUGCUUUUCAACUUUUGGAAAGGGGUUUAUUUCCAGGCCAGCCCAGCCCAGCCCAUCUUGGUGGGCCUUUUUUUUUAAAUCGUGAUGUACUUUUUUUGUACAUGGUUUUGUCCAGAGUGCUCGCUAAAAUGUUUUGGAAUCUCACGCUGGCAAUGUCUCUCAUUCCUGUUAGGUUUAUACUAUCACUUUAAAAAAAUUCCGUCUGUGGGAUUUUUAGACAUUUUUGGACGUCAGGGUGUGUGCUCCACCUUGGCCAGGCCUCCCUGGGACCCCUGCCCUCUGUGGGGCAGAACCAGGCAAGGUUGGACGGGUCCCUCACCUCAUGCGGUAUUGCCAUGGUGGAGCGCGGCUCCUGCAUCAUUUGAUUAAAUGGAGACUUCCGGUCUCUGUCACAGGGGCCCCCCCCCGCCAUGAGCGGAGGGUGCAGCUGGGCCCAGGACAAGCCCAGCAGCCCCCUCCUUCCCCAGGCCAGGGUCCUUAUUGUUCUGUGAUGUCCAGGGUGGCCUGAGGCCUGCGCCAGGCAGAACCGGGACCCUUCCUUUCCAGGCUGGGAGACAGCCAAGGAUGCUUGAGCUGAAUCACAUGUUGACAGUUCUUCAGGCAUUUCUACCACAAUAUUGGAAUUGGACACAUUGGCCAAAUAAAGUUGAAAUUUUCUGCC